CGCAGUGCGCAUGUAGAGUGUCCUAACACAGAUCAUAUGGUGUAUGGUGGGAAGUUGCCAAAAAUGAGGGAGUUUAUGAUUUCAUUGAUAAUAUUGUGAUACAUUUUGAUUUCGGGAAGCCGUCCAAAGCACUAUGGCAUCAUCUGUGACCCCAACAAGACUUUUGGAGAGCCCAUCGGUGCUGUCGGCUGAAAUCGAUCAACGUCUUGAGGAAGAUGGCCUUAACCCGGAAUGUCCGAGCGAGGAAAAACUCUACUAUAUUUGGAGGCUUUACCAAACGGCAGAGAAUGGGCUCGUUGAGAGUACAGAAAAACAGGAGCAGCUGAAGCGUUCCCAGCAGGAGGAGAUGCAGGAAGUGGAGAACUACGUGGAGCACAUUCGCCACCUUUCCGACGAGCGGGAGGCCCUCAUACAGGAGCUGGAGACGGAGAAUGACCAGCUGAAACAGGAGAUUGAGCGGUUCAGACAGGAGCAAAAUGCAUCCACACUUCGAGAUGAGACUGCUGAAAUGCUCAUACAGCAAGGGCUGGAAGAGAUAGCCCAAGCCCCAACCAGCGAACAAAUAGCGUUUCUCCUCGUUGAGAGAGCCCGAUUAUUGGACGAGCUCGAAGCAGAACAGGGUCGUAGCGCUUCAGCAUUAUCAGACGGGCGAGUUUCUGAGGACCUCCAGCGAACUUUGGACAAGGAGAAGGAAGAAUUCCUCGCCGAGUACGAACAGCAAAGGGAGAGCACUAAGGUAGAGUUGGAUACUCUUCGUCGCGAGCACGAGGAGGAGAUAAAUGUGGUGAUGGACGAGAAUCAGCGACUUGAAGAGGAACUGGAGACCUCAAAGAAACAGAUUGAGGAUCUCCAGACCAAGCUGAAAGAGAUGGAAGUGGAUAGAAAGAAGGAAAGGGAGAGUUUCGAGAAGGAGAAGGAAGGAUUUGUGAGUCCAGCAACAUCAGAGGAAACAGAGCCAUUAUCUCCCUUGAUGAAUAGUUUAGUUUCCCCAAGAUAUCCCAAGGCUUCCCCACGCCAGAGACCAGCUAGUCCUGCCAGAUCUCCAAACGAUGUUGCCCUCCGUCAGAUUAUAAGCGAGAAAACCAAACUAGAGGGAGAAAUUCUUGGCUAUAAAUCUAAAAUCAAGGGACAUGAUGCAGAGAUCGUAGCUCUUAAAGACAAGCUUUCCAAAAUGGAGAAGGACAACGAAGACAAUCAAAUGAAGCUCUCACAGCUGCAGGUGAAGAACAAAAGCCUUAAAGCUGAACUCGAGGAGACAGAACAGCAGUUAGAUGAGACAGAGUCUCAAGUGGAUGACCUGAAGAAAGAAAAUACAACACUUCAAAACACUCUGGACAGUAUAACUACAGAGUUCACUUCGCUCAAAUCUGAGGGUGCCAAAACUAUGGAGCUAAAUGCCACUGUGGACAAGCUUAGUGACGAGAACAAGCAGUUAACUACACAAAUAGAGUCUAUUAAACAAGAAAUGGACAAACUAAUAUCUGAAAAGGAUGAGCUGGCUAAUCAAAAGUUUGAGCUCUCAAAGAGCGAAAUAAAACUAACAAAUGAAUUGCAGGAUUUGAAAAGUGAACUUCACACUUUACGGACAGCUAAAGACGAAAUUGCUGGUCAGAAAAAUGAGUUGUUAGAAACUAAGACCUUGUUAGAUUCCAAAACAAUGGACUAUGAAAAAUUGUUUGUGGAUAGUGAAAAUAUGGACAAGGAGAAUAAGGAGUUAUUAAAUAGACUUCAGGCACUAGAGUGUGAACUUGAGUCAACCAAAAAAGAGUCACAAGGAAUUGCCAAGCAAGAGCUGAUUUCUACUCACAUGAAAGAUCAAAACAGCAAGCUCACCAAAGAAGUUGAGGAUCUCACAGACAAGCUUUACGCCAAGAAUGAAGAAUUAGAAGAACUAGAUGAGAAGCAUGAAAAGGAGGUUGAGGAUCUAAAAGCCAAGUUCCAGCUAACCCUGAAUGAACUUAGUAAAGCCAAAGCAAUGGUUGAACAAGAGAGAGAAGAAAACUCUGAACUCACUAAACGCAUGAUAGAGGUGGAACAGGAAGUAGAGGCGAAAUCUAGCUCACUGUCCGCACUCCAAGCCAAGGUUAUGGAGCUUGAACGGAUGGUUGAAGAGAAGGAAGAGGUUGAAGAUGAGUUGGCAGAGAGCAAGAAGAGGAAUGAUAAGCUUAUGAACCAGAUAGAUGAGCUGGAAGCUGCCAAGAUUGAACUAGAAGAUUCAAGAGAUAUGGUUGACCAGGAGAAGAAAUCUCGGAGUCAGAUGGAGCGAAGAUUCCAGGACUUGGAGCAGGAGAUGGAUGACCAGAGAAUGGAACAUGAGAACAUCCAGCAGUCUUUACAUUCAAAGAUAAAGUCAUUGGAGAAGCGGGUACAGGAUCUACAAGAAGAUCUAUUUGCUGCCCAAGACGAGCUGCAGGCAGCCAAUGAACAAAGUGAAAAGAAAUCUUCCCAACCUGGUAUUAAGGUUGGGGACAGAGUAAAGGCAUUGGAAGAGUCCAAGGCUGCCAAAGUAGAAUUGGAAGAGAGGCUGGUUGCAGAGCAACACAAGAGCACUGAGGCAGUUGCUAAGAUACAGGAAACCAGCUCAGCCAAUCAAAGGAUAGAAAAUCAGAAAUCGGAGAACUUAGAAAAGCAAAUAGAAGCAAUGAAAUCACAACUCUCAGACGCAAAUUAUAAACAAGAGUCCAUCUCCAAAGACCGUGACCUUUUACAACGAGAGGUCAAACUUCUUCGGGAGUCAACGAAACAAUUCGGCAUCAAGUCUGAAGAUGCAGAAACUAUGAAACAGGAAGUAGAUCAGCUUCGAAGGGAGCUUGAACAUUUGAGAACUUCUGCUCAAUAUGAUGAAGAAGAUCGGCAAAAACAUGUUGACAAAAUUAGAACACUGGAGAAUUUUACCAGUCAAUUGGAGUUGGAUAACAGGGAAUUAGCAAAUAAGCUGAACGAGAUGGUGGUAAAGUUGGAGACAGCAGAUGAACAGCUGAAACGAGAGAAGAAAGAAACCAUGGACCGACAACAGAAGGGCAGCUGGCAGCUCACUCAGGUUGAAUCCGACCUUGCCACAGCCAACAAGCGGGUGCAUGAACUGAGAGAGGAAUUACAGAAGAAGAAUAACACCGUGCUUAAACUAGAGUCAGAGAAAGUGGGACAGGGGGCAAAGUCAGAGAGCAACAUAGCAAGAUUGGAAGCCGAGCUGAAUGAACUGAAGACUUACCACAGAAAGGAAGUAGAUAAACUGACCAACAAGGCAGACACGGCCAACAAGGAGAUGAAGGAACUCAGAAACACUCUCAGGGAAAAAGACCAGGAGAUUCUUAGCAAGCAACAUGAAUUAAAGCGAGUGAAGGGUCAGUUGGAGAGAUUGGAAGCACAGCUUGGAACAGAGAGCAAGAUACGAUCUGACCUUGAGAAUAGGAACACCUCACUAGACCAGGAAAUAUCUAAGGUAUGGGGCCAGGUCCGUACAUUGAUGGAGAAGAAUGCUGGCCUGGAAACCACGAAAAGAAAUCUGGAAGAGGAAAUGGAGAGGAAGUCCAACACAGUGCGACAAGCUGAGACGUCGUAUGUUCAGUCAAAAGCUAGUCAUGACACCACAAUGAAAGCCCUGCAGAGUCGGGCAGAUGCUGCGGAAAGAAGGAUAUUUAGAGCAAAGUCUUUUCAAUACAAAAGUAAAUUAAAAUUUGAUAUGGACUGCCCGUGGAUGCGAAAGGCGGACAACCUUCAGCGGGAGUUACAAGAGACAUCAGUGAAGCUCCAGAACCUUCAAAGCCAGGUGUACCAGGCGGAGAACAGCAAUCUGGACCUCCAAGAUAAGGCUGAUAGAAUGUCCCAGCUCAAGAACCAGCUGGAUGGGGAAAAAUUACAGAGAAAUCUACUGGACCAGACUGUUACAGAGUUACAGCAGCAGGUGUCUAUGAUGAGACAGAGGGAGAGUAAGGUCCUAGAACAGAACCGGGAGUUACAACACACGAUAUUGGACAUGGAGAAUAAACUGGAUGAGGUUCAGGAUAGGAACCAGACAGCGUUUGAAAUGGACAACACUCAUUCUACUUGGAGCAGUCAAAAUCAGCUCACAAAUAGUCUCAGUGAGCUUAAAGCGUCGCAACAACAACACAUGACGGAAAUGGGAAAGCGAUCUAUGAUGGAACAAAUACUCAAACUGCAGAGCGACAUCAAGGACUUGCAGUACGAGUUGUUGACAGUCAAUGAAAGGCGGGAAAUUCUUGACAGGAAGUACGAAGAAAGGAAGGUCCGCACUAAAUCAAAGCUUAUGAAAGCCAGUGAUGGAAAUACUUUUGAAAACCCUCAUCAACUUGGAAUUUUCCAUCGACAUGGGGAGUUUUACACGAAGGAAAAGCACAGAGUCUCCGAACAGUUGAACAGAAUGGAUGAGGACCUGCGGUUGACAAGGGCGACGUUGCGCAAGGAACUAGACUGGAAGGACAAGAUGGAUGGCAAUUACAAGUCACUGCAGUCUGAGAAACGUGAACUGCUGUCACAGUUGAACGAAAUGGAGGAGGAUGUACGCGAGAAGAACCGCACCGUGUCCAUACUGCAGGUCCGCACCAAAUUUUUAGAGGAGGAGAAUUCGCGAUAUCAGGAUCGGAUAGACUCAAUAAUGCAGCAGAAACAUGGUUUAGAUAAAUUGUUAAAGGAGCAUAAACUCGGGAAAGAACGAGAGAAUCAUCGUCCAGUUUCACCGACUGACAACCCGAUAAGCGUAACCUUAGCAACCAGUAGUGGCCUUGGUAACAGUAUAACGUCAUCCUGGGACCAUGAGAACCUCGUUGAUACAAUUAUGAACUAUCACCCCCAUUCGCCGGAACAGUCCAACCAAUUCACCAAUCAGCGACUGGGUUAUUUUGGUAGUUACAAGACAACACCGUUACUAGGGUCAAUGGGCGAGUCCAUUGACUUGUACAGGAGAAAAGACGAUAAUGCAAGUGAUUCUGAUUUUGAUGCAGAUGAAUUUGAUGCUUGAGCAACUAGAUGUUACGAUAUCAUCGCAUUUAAGUUCAUGAAUGAAAAUACUGUGUAUCAGGUGUAGACACACAUUCUAACUUGCCAUUCUGAUAAACUGCAUAUACAUUCAUGGGAUGCCUAAACACAUAUACUUCAAUUAUUUAUACCUAUUCCAUAGCUUUUUUUAUUGGAUGAGUAUAUGACAUUAGUUUCUUAGGGGUGUCUUUUGAACAAACAAUAGCGAUCUGCUAAUCUUGACACUCUUUCGUAGUCACAAUAGUUUUAAAGUCAGUUCUUGUGUUUUGUUUCGUUGUCAAGAAUUGUGUUGUCAAGAAAUUUGAUACUGUGUAAUUAUAUUUUGACUAGUUUUGUAAGACUUGAAUAUUAUGUGUUUAUAAAAUAGUGCAUACAUCUGUAUGAUGCACUGGACAGUUGAUGCUUAAAUCUAGUUAUAUAAUACUAUAUGCAUUUACACAUUUGUGUUUUGUAUUCGUCUGUGAUAGAAAAAAACAAGUCCUAAUUAGUGUGAUGUAGAUUUUCAACAAUUAUAUCAGUAGUUUUAAAUAGAAACUAUUUUUUUAAAUAACGUAUUAUAUAUUUAUAUUAUUGUAUACAUCAAUAUAAUUUAUUUUAUUGUCAUGUACAUGUAAGUUAUUUAUUUAUUUCCAUUUUUAUUUUGUAUAUUUUAGGAGCCUAACCAAUCAUUUAUUGUCAUGUGAUAAACCGGAAUACCCUCAUCAAAAGUGCAGCUUAACUGGGUAUAGGUAUCAUGUUCCGAUAAUUAGAGGAACUUUACUUUCAUGUUUUUAUAGGUUGGCAACAAUUUUAUUAAAUCUUUAGGUAUUUAACAGGUGUUUUUGAUGGACAAACAGCAACUGGCUGAUACUAAUUUGGACAUAUUUUAGGAAAUUCAAUCCUAAAAUAGUUCAAUUUUCAAAAGCAUUACUAACAUUUUUCUGCAUAUAAAGCACACUUUUCUGGAUCAUUUCCAUUAAAUUGUGAGCCCUAGUUGAAACUUCUUUCGAUGUUUUAUCAUUGAAAAAUGCAUUUUCACAUUUCACUAAAAAUUAAAAGAAGAAUUUUGUCUAACCAUUUAACUUUAAUGAAUAAGUCCCUUUUAAGUCAAAGCAAUAUGCAAGAAAUGAUAAAGUUGAAUUACAGUAAUGUACUUCAUUCUAUUCUGGUUUGUUGUGUUAAUCACGCAAUUUAUAUUCAGUGCCAAUUUGUUUUAAACAAGCUGAUGCAUUUAUUUUCUUUAUGCGAUUGUAUUUACUUUACACUAAAUGCAUUGUGAUAUCCGAAUAUGUUGUCUGCGUUCUAUUUUACAACCAUUUUACAACCAAUAAUGUGAAAUUGGAAGACAGACAACAACCAGCCAAUAAACAAUGUUUUUUACUACUUGAACCUUGAUAAUAUCUAUUAUAAGUCCAUAAAUGCUGCUAUCAUGUGAAAUGUUCUAUUUAUGUUCUUUAUUUUUUUGUCAAAAAUAAAUUUAGACAAAA
Molecule: messenger RNA, 6461 nt
Organism: Mya arenaria
Lineage: Eukaryota; Metazoa; Mollusca; Bivalvia; Myida; Myidae
Product: myosin-2 heavy chain-like
Exons: 33
Coding region: 134-4978 (1614 amino acids)
Source: RefSeq, a predicted model, not a curated record